Molecule: messenger RNA, 1739 nt
Organism: Homalodisca vitripennis (glassy-winged sharpshooter)
Lineage: Eukaryota; Metazoa; Arthropoda; Insecta; Hemiptera; Cicadellidae
Exons: 3
Coding region: 759-1511 (250 amino acids)
Source: RefSeq, a predicted model, not a curated record
UCCAUUUAACAGAUUUUUGAAAUUAUGUCUAUUUUAGAAAUCACAAACAAAGCAAAGUUACAUCAGUCAGAAACCCACUGGCAUUACUUAAUGUGUACAUAUGAUAAACCAUUUUUUAGUAAUGUUAUUUAUACUAAACGAAAGUCCAAGACCUGUAUUCAUUGUGAUAAUUGCCAGUCAGCAGUGAUCAUGACUCAGCUGUUCAAAAGCAACCAUUUUGUUGGUUGCUGCAUUAUCCGACGUGGGAACUCUCAAUUCAGUCCAAGUUGUUUAUUCAAAUUCAAAUUGUUUAUUGCCAGAACAUCUUUAUAAUGUAUAGCAGUGUCAGAAACAAAUUCAACAUGUACUAUAAAAGAAAUCCGUUGAAUUUUUAUUUUUUUUAUUUAAUUAGAAACACUGUAAAUUUUUUUUAUUGCCAACUGAUUUUGAGGUUUGAAAAAAUUGUUUUUAUACCGGAUUCAAAAUCUAUGGAACAUACAGAUUGCAAAAAUAUAUAACACUAGGGUUUUAGCAUAGUACAUGCAAUCUAUAAACAAUUUAAGAGGUUCACCCUUUGCAAUAAGGCAAAAAUGCGCCUGCCACACAGGGAAAUACCGACUCCACAGACUUUACAGAAUCACUUAAGAAGUUUCAAAGUUAGACACUACAUUGCUUGAUAUUUAGUAUUAUCUUUUGUAUGUAUACAUUCAAGUUAUUUUGUUAAAAAGUACACAAGAAAUUUGAAUUGGUUGUUGUAGUCUCUGACAGUAGUAAACAACAUGUCGGAGGUGUUGGUGGUGGUAGGCAAGAUGGCUGAGCUGGAGUCUCUAGAGCUGGGGGAAAUGGUAGCUGUGACGGAGGCACAAGUGGUUGAAGGCUUUUCACGACUCCGUAAUCUCAAGCGGCUUCGCCUUGAGAAGGGACAAGACAACUGUGCUACUUAUGCCAUCCUAGAUACCAUCUGUCAGGUACAAUCCCUGAAGCAGUUGGAGCUCAUAAAUUUUGAUAUUGGAAAAUACUUCCAUAGGCACCUGGCUCGGUGUGAGAACAUUGAAACUCUGCUCUUGGUCCCCACUUACUAUGAAGUUGAGUUUGAAGGUACCAACCACCAGCUUGUGUUUCAUAGACCCCCUACCCCAUUUUUGAUUGAAAAGACCAACUUCAGGGUGAUGCUGGCUGCUUACAAACUCUCUGAUACACUGAAGCAUUUCGUGUGGGGGUUCACCACCGAGAUCCUGGAGUGGAUGAAGAGGUUUGCCAAUGCACUUAUAGAUGUUGCAAAUUUGACAGAUACCAUUGUUACAAGUGACAUUAUUAUGAUCGAGGAUCCUGUUACAAUGGAGACUUCGACAGGGAGGUUGCAGUUUUUGGAAACUGUGGUGGAUUCGGAGCUAGUUGAGCUCUUACCCAAUACCAAGUUUUCAAUUCUUAAAGUUCCAUUUAAACACACGUGGCGAGUGACCGUUCCUGGUCCAUUUCGAUGUAAUCACGUCGCACAUGUGUUCGCCAGAAGGCCUCCUCGUACAGUGUAAAAAAACUGACAGGAUCAUUUUCAAGGGAGUUUAACCAUCUCACUGCUUGUUAAGCUCCAAUAAUACUUUCAUUAUGGAUAUUCUGCAUCACAUUUGUUGUUCAGUGUAAUAUUACACAAAAAGUAUGUUAUCCUGUCGUUAUUUGAUUGUACCAUUUCAUAACUUCAAUUGACAUAUUGUUUGUAAUAGAUUUUUUAAUUGCUGAUUAAAUUAUGGUAGUAGCUAUAU